Cydia strobilella is the source of this 2097-nucleotide messenger RNA. RefSeq lists its product as uncharacterized. Gene Ontology annotation, biological process: positive regulation of voltage-gated potassium channel activity; regulation of synaptic transmission, cholinergic; sleep. NCBI's taxonomy places the organism in Eukaryota, Metazoa, Arthropoda, Insecta, Lepidoptera, Tortricidae. The transcript is spliced from 3 exons. Bases 115 to 561 code for a protein of 148 amino acids. The record is from RefSeq and is a predicted model, not a curated record.
UUCAUUCAUUUCUGUUUCAAAACUGUUGAAGUGUCGUGAGUUGAGUUUGCGACUUUGUUUUGUGAAACAAUAAUUUAAUUAUUUUCAUGCUUUGUUAAAGAUUAUAUUUUAAAUAUGACAACUUUAUACAGUGUAUUAAUUUUCGCUUGUAUCCUGCCAGCAGUUUUCAGCGUACGAUGUUAUCAAUGUGCAUCGUCCCAAAACUUGCUAGAAGAUAAUUGCGGCGCUUAUACGUCAUUUGACAAAGAGAGUCACAUAGCAGUUGACUGCUACAGCGAAGAAACAAAUAUACAGGGAGCAUUUUGCAUGAAACUGACUCAGCAAGGACCUAAAGGGUUUAUUUGGGAUGGUAGAUGGCGUCAAGUGAUUCGCCGCUGCGCCUCAAUAGCAGAUACCGGAGUGACCACAGUGUGCAACUGGGGAGUGUACGAAAAUGGCGUCUAUUGGGAGGAGUGUUACUGUGCUUCGGAUGAAUGCAACGGUUCAUCAUUCAUUACCUCUUCCAUUGCACUGACCUUGAGUACCAUAGUUUUAGUGUACUUGCACAAACUUGUUUUGUGAUGUAGUUAAGUUGUAGUUUCAAAGUUGACAUAAUUGUCAUUAACAGGGCCCAAACUUUUAGUGCCGAUGAUGUAGAUGAUUGUAAACAAUUACCACUUAUCAAUGUUUUUAAUUAAACAAUAUUUUUGGAGGUAAGUGACAGAAACGUGUAUUGCUCUUGAUGCAAUCAUUUCCUAAAACUUACUUUAUUUACCACAUCAUCUAGUGUGCAAAAUGGCAUCAUUUUUACAUCACCCACACUUAAAAUUCGAGCCCUGGACAUGAAGACUAAAUGGUAUAUUGGAAGGCCGAAAGGGCAUUCAUGCAAAAUGAUCACACAUACAUUCUAGUGCACCUGAAAGAAUAGUUAGCAACGGUAUUCAAAUGUUGACAGUUUGAGGACUUAGUAGAUCAUUAUACUUUUGUAAAGAAUGUCAUGUUCAACGUUCUGUUUUUUUUUAAACAACAAAAUGGCCACCACAAUUGGAUUCUAGUUAGAUUGUAGCCAAAGGAAGGUGUAUAAUUCAUAUUUAUUUCAAAUUAAUUUGACAGUGAAAGAAAGAACACUACAUUAUAGUAACAAGCAUUAGCCUUUCUGCGUUUUAUAUAAACAAUUGUCAAUUGCAUUACUGAUUUGAGAAUUAUAAAUAGGUUACUUUGAAACUGUCACUUUAUGAAUUACAGGCCAUGUAAAAUAAGUGUAGACAUACAGAUGUAGUGCAUAAUUGUUUUUCAUUGUCGGUAUUUGUCAUGCUACAUGCUACUUCAAUCUACCUCAGUACUUUUUGUACGGAGACUGACUGAAAUAUCAAGAAACAUUCAUACAUUUCCGUGAAAAUACGAUGAAAAAUAAUUAAGCACUACAUCUAUAACAGAAACAAUACCAUUUUCAUGUCUUGGGUAGAUCGUACCUAUAUGUAUUUUGCACUAGAUUAGAAAAUGUCAAGAGCGCCUAAAUAUUGUAAAUUUGUAUGUUGUCAUUUUGUUCCAUCCAAUUUGUUACUUCUUUUCUUAGUUUUUAGUACUUAUACAUUUUUAGCUAACUUUUUAAAUGAAGUUAUAGAUACAAUUCUUGGGUAGAAUCUGGACCUAUAUGUAUUUUUUUUUUCAAUAGAGUAGGUAAGUAAAUGUCAAGAGCCUUGUAAAUUUGUGUUUUGUAAUUUUUUUCCGUCCAAUUUAUAUUAGUUUUUAGUACUUAUACCUGCAUUUUAUGCAAACUUUUUAUAACUGUCUUCAGUAAAGAUCUUUUAUACAUAUAGAACUUUUUAUAAAUAUAUUCUCAUUUCAAAGUGUAAAUUUUGCACAAUAUUGAUUUAAGACAGUGUAGUUAGUAAAAUAUGUAAUAACAAAAUGCCUUAAUAUAGAGUAAGUAUAAAUUAGUAUCUUAUGCCUUAGCAUACUUAUACAUUUUAAGUGUUUUUCUAUCUGUUCAAUGACUUGAGAAUCUCAUUUAUAUUGUUUACUUAUCAAAUUUUUCAUGCAGACAAUUAUUUUAUACUUUUCAAGAUAAAUAAGAUUUCAUAAUCAUUCCCAAACCUGUGAUUAAGAAGCAACUUC